UUUCAAUAUUAAUUAGGUAAGUAUAAGCAAAUCGAAACAGAUAACCCGAAGCUGACUCCUCUAGAAGAGGGGUAAUCUUCGUCUAUUGAAUUGAUUAAAUAUCCUGAAGCAUUUUAUUGUUAGUACCUACCAUAUCAACUAAUACUGCUACUGAGACCAUGAAGUUCGAAAUAAUUUUGGGUCUCAUACAUCUAUAUUCGGUAUUUGGUGCUUCAUUUUCAACAAAAAGCUGGGUAACACUAUCCCCUGAUGCAUCCUUCGCAGAAAAAUUUCCAAGUGAUGAAGGCGAAAAAAUACCCGAAAUCUACUCUAUGAAAGUCAAUACAAAUGUGACCAACCGUUUCGCUUCUUCUCUCGUCACUAGCAAAGUGAAAAACCUGAAUAUGAACCCUCAGGAAGUUACGUUUUCCUUCGUCUUGCCAGACACUGCUUAUAUUACUGGUUUCAUCAUGGAAAUAGACGGGAAGAAAUACGAAGCUUACAUUCAGGAGAAAGAAAAGGCAAAAAAGACGUACGAUGAGGCUGUUUCCAGUGGAUUCGCAGCUGGUCACGUUGCUGUCAAUGCGAGAGACUCUAACAAAUUCACUGUCUCUGUUAAUAUUAUGCCUGAAAGUAAGGCAACAUUUUACCUGACAUAUGAAGAGCUGCUAAUACGACAAAAGGGAUUAUAUGAUAUUAUUGUAAACUUGCAUCCAGGGCAACCUGUUAAGGAUAUGGAAGUUCAGGUCAACAUAAAUGAAACAAGAUCUUUGACAUCCGUAACGACUCCAUCGAUAAGAUCUGGCAAUGAAUUAUCCAAAACCAAUGAAAUAAUUGAUCCCAAAGCGGAAAUUGAACGCAUAGGAAAUAAUGCAGCAAGAAUUAUAUUCAAGCCGGAUAUUAUAAAACAGAAAGAAUUGGCAAAAGAAAUAGGGACUGAGGAAGAAAAUGGUUUUGCUGGUCAAUUCAUCGUGCAGUAUGAUGUUGAGAGAGACCCUCAUGGUGGGGAGCUCUUAUUCGCAGAUGGGUACUUCGUUCAUUUUUUCGCCCCCAAGGACGCGAAACCGGAACCAAAACAGAUAAGCUUCGUUUUAGACACAAGCGGAAGCAUGUGGGGCCGUAAAAUGGACCAAUUGAAAGCGGCUAUGAAGAAUAUUUUAGAUCAACUGAAUAUGGAGGACUCUUUCAAUUUGAUAGAUUUCAAUUCAGUGGUCAAUGUAUGGAACGUUUCCAAAGGGGAAGUGCAGUAUCAAGAAGGUGAAACUUAUCCGUAUUUUCCCCAUGUCAAAAAGCCAUCCGCAGAUGCUCAAGUUUUACCGGAGCCGUUCGAAGUAUCUGGAAAAACCAUCGAGAAAGCAAAAAAAAUAGUAGAUUCAUUCAGGGCUUCUGGAGGAACGAAUAUCGAUGCAGCAUUACAAAUUGUAUUGAAAUUACACAAAAACAAUAAGCAGAAGGACAAAAGACAGCCAAUGAUAUUUUUCCUUACUGAUGGUGAAGCGACAGACGGAGAAACAGGUUCUGAUGCCAUAUUAGCAAAAGUUUCAGAGGCAAAUGAUGGUAUACCCAUCAUCAGCAUUUCGUUUGGAAGCAGAGCUGAUAAGAAAUUCUUAGAGAAAUUGUCUCUCAAGAAUAAUGGAUUUGCCAGGCAUAUUUACGAAGGAGCAGAUGCGGACCUACAGCUCAAAUCCUUCUACGAGUUGAUUUCCUCUCCCCUUUUCAACAAAAUAAAAUUCACUUAUGUAUCGGAAAAUGUUACUGAACUCACUAAGACUGAAUUUCCCAUUUUGUUCAAUGGAUCGGAGCUUAUUGUUGCUGGAAAAUACAAGACGCCAGCAUUAGAUCCAGGGUUUUCCCCAAGCAAUUCCGUUAUGGACAGUUUUGGAGUAUUGCCUGUCAUAAGCUGUUUUUCUGGGCCUACAUCUAUAGAAUUCAAACCUACACUAGUAAGACCUAUUGGAAGCUUAGAAAAGCACUGGGCAUAUCUAACAUUGAAACAAAUACUGAAAGAACGGGAAGCAUCUGACAAGAAUGAUGGAUUGACCAAAAAAGCUCUCGAUCUGGCUCUCAAGUAUUCAUUCGUAACGCCGGUCAGUUCCUUGGUUGUCGUGAAGCCGAAUGAUACCAAAACAGCUACAGAUCUUGAAGAUGCUUCAAAAGGUUCUGGCCAAUCUGGAGUUUAUCCAAAGUCCUAUAAAACAUCGAGUUUUAUCAUAGGUGGAAGAGCUCCAACAAACUAUGGUUCUGUUUCAUACGAUCUCAUGGUAGCAAGGACUGGGAAUUUAGGGUUUUCGGCCUACAAUUUGAGGGGUCCUUCAUUUCAAUUUCCUCCUGCGCAACCUGCACCGUUUGAUCUUAACUCAUAUCAUACAGCAUUCACAACUCCUGCUCCUAUUAGAACAACAGAAAAACCCACACCUGAUACUGAGGAUGACAUAAUAAAGAAGAUGAAGAAGGAACUACCUUGGUUCGGAGCUAUAUACAAUGCUGAAAAUGGAACAAUUUCGCUGCCUCAAGGAGUAUUUGCUAUUGGAAAAGCUGACCAAAUUAUCGAACCGCAUCCUGAAUGUCCAAAAACUCCAACUAAUGGAAUUGGGCACUGUGUCCUCCUCAGUAAAUGUCCACAAAUUUACCAUCUUCUCAAUCCUAUCACAACAUAUAAUCGAUUCUUUUGUUCACUUGGGAAAUUCGCUGGAGUAUGUUGUCCAACAAAUAGUGGAAAUGAAAGAAAGUAGACGCCACUAAAUACGAUAUAUAAUACCUAUUCCUGAAAUGAACAGGAAGAAUUCAUGUUUUAAUAUUCUUUAUUAUAUGAAAAGUUUUGUUAGAA
Coccinella septempunctata (seven-spotted ladybird) is the source of this 2806-nucleotide messenger RNA. RefSeq names its product inter-alpha-trypsin inhibitor heavy chain H4-like. The record is from RefSeq and is a predicted model, not a curated record. Bases 159 to 2711 code for a protein of 850 amino acids. The transcript is spliced from 17 exons. NCBI's taxonomy places the organism in Eukaryota, Metazoa, Arthropoda, Insecta, Coleoptera, Coccinellidae.